Solea senegalensis (Senegalese sole) is the source of this 1865-nucleotide messenger RNA. It is a transcript of the gene oprk1, whose product is annotated as opioid receptor, kappa 1. Gene Ontology annotation, molecular function: dynorphin receptor activity; neuropeptide binding. Gene Ontology annotation, cellular component: membrane; neuron projection. The transcript has 3 exons. Gene Ontology annotation, biological process: G protein-coupled opioid receptor signaling pathway; sensory perception of pain; neuropeptide signaling pathway. The record is from RefSeq and is a predicted model, not a curated record. NCBI's taxonomy places the organism in Eukaryota, Metazoa, Chordata, Actinopteri, Pleuronectiformes, Soleidae. Bases 1 to 1128 code for a protein of 375 amino acids.
AUGGACAGCAGCGUGGUGCACAUCUACAAGGAGGACCGGUGUCAGCAGGAGGAGUGUGUCCCAAACUUCACCUGGCAACCGGGCUUACCGGACAUCUUCAACUACACACCCAACGGCACAUGGGACGCGGAGCCCGAGCCCAUGUCGCCCCUCAUCCCGAUCAUAGUCGCCGUGUACACCGUGGUGUUCGUGGUGGGCUUGGUGGGCAACUGUUUGGUGAUGUAUGUCAUCAUUAGGUACACCAAAAUGAAAACCGCCACCAACAUCUACAUCUUCAACCUGGCCGUGGCUGACGCUCUGGUCACCACCACCAUGCCCUUCCAGAGCACCGACUACCUGCUCAGCUCCUGGCCGUUUGGCGAGGUGGUGUGCAAGGUCUUCAUCUCCAUCGAUUACUACAACAUGUUCACCAGCAUCUUCACCCUGACCAUGAUGAGUGUGGACCGCUAUGUGGCCGUAUGCCACCCGGUCAAGGCCCUGGACAUCCGCACUCCCGUCAAAGCCAAGAUCAUCAACGUGAUCAUCUGGGUGCUGUCGUCGGCUGCCGGAAUCCCCGCCAUGAUACUCGGCAGCACCAAAACAAAUAAUGGGACUACCGAGUGUGCUCUGCAGUUCCCUGAGCCUUACAUCUACUGGGACACACUGAUGAAGAUCUGCGUCUUCAUCUUUGGCUUUGUGGCGCCCGUCAUCAUCAUCACUGUCUGCUACACACUGAUGGUCAUGCGUCUGAAGAGUGUGCGCCUCCUGUCGGGCUCACGUGAGAAGGACCGCAACCUGAGGCGGAUCACGCGUCUGGUACUGGUGGUGGUGGCCGUCUUCGUGGUGUGCUGGACGCCCAUCCACAUCUUCAUCCUGGUCAAGGCGCUGUCGGCCAACGUGCCCGAGACCACCACCGUCAUGGCUGCGUAUUUCUUCUGUGUGGCGCUGGGCUACACCAACAGCAGCCUCAACCCCAUCCUCUACGCCUUCCUGGAUGAGAACUUCAAGAGGUGUUUCAGAGACUUUUGCUGCCCUGGUGCACGGGGACACGGGGACUGCCACGGGGUGAGUCGGGUGAGGAGCACACUGCGGGAUCACACGUGUCCCGCUGAAGGUCCUGGAGGUGCGAGGCAGGCUAGGCCCGUAUGACUAGCCAUGAAAAUGUCUUCUACACGCUGUCAGGGCUGGGAGGACUCCAAUGACCUGGGUUUGACACAAAUCACCACUGCCAUCUAACAGAGAGCUAGUUUUUAUUUAUUCACCCAGAUUGAUGGCCAGAUAAUUUAAAGGCAGGUUUAAUUAAAUGCCCAGUGUGUAAGAAUUAGUGACUUUUAAUGGUGAGACUGCACUGUAAUGGAGACUGCACCCUUCCAAAAGUGCUGGAACUACAGUGACCUCAGCAAACCUGAAAGGACGUUGUCAUUUCUCGUUUGUAUAAGUUUAAAGUUAAAAUUUUCACUGACAUACUUUGGCUAAUUUGUACAAUAGAUCAUCAGUUUUCUCUGAAUUCAAUCGGGAAGUAAGAAUAUACUGACUAGCCACCAGGGGGCUGCAAACAGAACUCCGUUUGAAUUGAAGUCUAUGGGGAAAUGAGCUGACCUACCACUUUAUAACAUCUGUAAACACGGUUCUGCUCACUUGUUGUCUCGAGGCUUAAAAAAUGGGAGUUCAGACUCUUAUGAGUGAAGUCAGAAUGAGGUGUGCAUUAGAAACAUUACAGCCUCCAUAAAGCAAGGCCCUCCUUAAAUUCAUAUCGAGUAAAAUGCUUAUUUUAGAGCCACAAAAAUCUGAUUAUUAAACUUUUAAGGUGAUUAUACACUCUUAGGUUGUAUAUCUAAUUUCUGCCAAUAAACUAAAUGUUACACGCUGGACCUUAAAAGAGAAAA